AUAACAAUUUAAAACGCCGUAAAGCAGUCAAUUGAAAUAUAUGACAAUGCGAUAGCUAUAUUUUCACUUCCUUAUGCAAAUUGUGAUAUGGAAAAUCUAGAGCGUAUGAAAUUUGUGAUUUUGUUAUUUACCUGUAAUGAAUUACUAGUUAUUGGUACAGACUCACUUGAUUGUAAUUUCGAUGAUGGGCUUUGUAACUGGAGACAGGACACACAUGAUGACUUUAACUGGACUAUUUGGUCAGGAAAAACCCCAACUCCUGACACGGGACCAGACUCUGAUCACACAUCAGGAGAGGGAUUUUACGUCUAUAUUGACACGAGUAAAGAAGAAAGGAAUAAAAAUGCCAUACUUAUUAGCCCAAAGACGAGUCCUGGACAAUACUGCUUCUCGCUCUGGUACUACAUGUACGGUGAACAUGUAAGAGUACUCGUAUUAUUUACACAAGUAGGAGGAGAUAGAAACCGAGUAUCCAGGGUUUCUGGAGAACAGGGACAAAAAUGGAUUUUACAACAAACAUUCAUUGAUACUGACGAACCGUUCGAGAUAGUUAUUAUUGGAAGAGUAAAAAGAAGCGGAGAUCAUGACCUAGGUGAUAUAGCGAUUGACGAUAUAGUGAUGUUUUCCAGUAAUAGAUGUCUAGCAGAUUGUGGCGAUCCAGUCCCUGAAUUUGGUUUUGCUGACUCAAAAGAUAUCGCAAUAGGAUCAAACGUACAAAUAGCAUGUCAAACUGGUUAUAAGAUCACAGGAAAUCCAUCGAUUGUUUGCCAGGCAAAUGGUACAUGGAGUGACAGACCAGUUUGUCAUCAAGUAGACUGCGGGAUACCAACCUUUUACAGUGAAAUAAUUGUACAAAAGUUUGAAGGCACUACAUAUAACAUGUCGUUGGUAUUGGACUGUUCAGAAGGCUUUACAUUGAUUGGCAAUGCAUAUAUAACUUGUAAGGAUGACGGGAACUGGACAACGCAGCCAACUUGCGAUAUCAACAAUUGCAGCGACCCGAGUCCAGAAUACGGAAUUGUUAAUAGCACAAGCCUUCAGUACGGUUCGGUUGUCAAAGUAACAUGCAUUCCUGGUUACCAAAUCACUGGAAGAUCUCUUAUUCUUUGCCAAGCAAAUUCUUCAUGGACUGACAACCCAGUAUGUGACCCGAUAGACUGCGGAAUACCAACUUUUAACAGUGAAAUAAUUGUACAAAAGUUUGAAGGCACUACAUAUAACAUGUUGCUGGUAUUAGGCUGUUCAGAAGGCUUUACAUUGAUUGGCAAUGCAUAUAUAACUUGUAAGGAUGACGGGAACUGGAGAACUCAACCAACUUGCCAUAUCAACAAUUGCAGCGACCCGAGUCCAGAAUAUGGAAUAGUUAAUAGCACAAACAUUCAGUACGGUUCGGUUGUCAAAGUAACAUGCAUUCCUGGUUACAAAAUCACUGGAAGAUCUCUUAUUCUUUGCCAAGCAAAUUCUACAUGGACUGACAACCCAGUAUGUGACCCGAUAGACUCAGAAACCAGCGCCAUGGUUGCUGUUUAUGUUACGAUUCCACUCAUUGUAGUUGUUCUUGCUGUCCUGCUAACAGUAAAUAUUUUGAG
Messenger RNA from Mercenaria mercenaria, 1589 nucleotides. Its product is annotated as sushi, von Willebrand factor type A, EGF and pentraxin domain-containing protein 1-like. The annotation marks the transcript as partial. The record is from RefSeq and is a predicted model, not a curated record. NCBI's taxonomy places the organism in Eukaryota, Metazoa, Mollusca, Bivalvia, Venerida, Veneridae. The transcript is spliced from 10 exons. Gene Ontology annotation, cellular component: membrane.